Messenger RNA from Eucalyptus grandis, 1404 nucleotides. Its product is annotated as probable DNA-3-methyladenine glycosylase 2. Gene Ontology annotation, molecular function: DNA-3-methyladenine glycosylase activity; alkylated DNA binding; DNA-7-methylguanine glycosylase activity. The record is from RefSeq and is a predicted model, not a curated record. The transcript has 2 exons. Lineage: Eukaryota; Viridiplantae; Streptophyta; Magnoliopsida; Myrtales; Myrtaceae. Gene Ontology annotation, cellular component: protein-DNA complex; nucleus. Gene Ontology annotation, biological process: base-excision repair; base-excision repair, AP site formation; DNA alkylation repair. The annotation marks the transcript as partial.
ACGCCGCCCCCUCCGCCGCCGCCGCCGCCGCCGCCGCCGCAGCAGCAAUCCGCCUCUCCGCCGUCCAAAAUACCCGUCCGCCCGCAGAAGAUCCGCAAGCUCUCGCCCGAAUCGUCGACGCCCGACCCGAAGCCGUCCGCCGCCGGCGCCGGCCCUAAAUCGAAGACCGCCAAUGCCUCCUCCUCGAAGGCCUCCAAGAACCGAAUCGUCGCCUCGCGAGCCCUCGCGGUCCCCCGGGUAGUCGCGCGGUCCCUGUCCUGCGAGGGCGAGGUGGAGGCCGCCGUCCGCCACCUCCGCGACGCGGAUCCCCUGCUCGGCCCCCUCAUCGACCUCUAUCCUCUGCCGACGUUCGACAUCUUCCUCACCCCGUUCCACGCCCUCACCAAGAGCAUCCUCUACCAGCAAUUAGCCUUCAAGGCGGGCACCUCGAUCUACACGCGCUUCCUUGCUCUCUGCGGGAGCGACGCCGGCGUCCUUCCCGAGACCGUGCUCGCGCUAGACCCUCACCAGCUCCGGCAAAUCGGGGUCUCGGCUCGCAAGGCAAGUUACCUUCAUGAUUUAGCUAGGAAGUACCAGAAUGGGAUAUUGUCCGACUCCGCGAUUGUAAAUAUGGAUGAUAAGUCGCUGUUCACGAUGCUCACCAUGGUCAACGGAAUUGGGUCUUGGUCGGUCCACAUGUUCAUGAUCUUCUCGUUGCAUAGACCGGAUGUCUUGCCGAUCAAUGACCUGGGAGUGCGGAAAGGAGUGCAGCUCCUUUAUGGGCUCGAGGAAUUGCCCAGGCCGUCGCAGAUGGAUCACAUGUGUGACAAAUGGAGGCCGUAUCGUUCGGUUGCGUCGUGGUACAUGUGGAGGUUUGUGGAGUCGAAGGGUGCGCCUACGAGUGCCGCAGCUGUUGCAGUCAGUGCUAGCUUGCAGCAGCAACAGCAGCAGGUAGAAGAGCAGCAACAACACCACCCGCAGCAGCCGCAGCUGCUGGAUCCUAUAAAUAGCAUUCUUAAUCUUGGGGCCUAUGCUUGGGGACAAUGACUGGGGAGGUUUCUUCAUGGUAUCCUGUCCAUCAAUUGAUAUGAGUCGAUAUCCUUGAAAAGCAAUUUGAGGGUACUCAACUCAGGUGCCAGAAGCUUGAAUUUUACUGUGUCUCAAAAGAUGAGCUUUCUGUACCUUGUAAAUUGUCAGUGCGAUUCGAUGAGAUCCAAGCUCAAAUUAUGUUGGUAUUGCAUGACGGUGGUUCCUAGGUAUAUUCCAUCACUCAUAAGUGGUGGAAGAAGGAAAGGUGGUGAUAAAUCGAUGUUAUUGUUUGACAAUUUAUCAUCUGACAAUUUCUUUGCUGCAUCUUUUAUCUGCAUUCUCCCGAUCCCUUGGCCCGAACAUUGAAAAACAUGAGAAAAAAUCGUCCUUUCUGUA